Tachysurus fulvidraco (yellow catfish) is the source of this 1518-nucleotide messenger RNA. It is a transcript of the gene hoxb6b, whose product is annotated as homeobox B6b. Gene Ontology annotation, cellular component: nucleus. Gene Ontology annotation, molecular function: DNA-binding transcription factor activity, RNA polymerase II-specific; RNA polymerase II cis-regulatory region sequence-specific DNA binding. The record is from RefSeq and is a predicted model, not a curated record. Gene Ontology annotation, biological process: regulation of transcription by RNA polymerase II; anterior/posterior pattern specification. The transcript is spliced from 2 exons. Bases 361 to 1038 code for a protein of 225 amino acids. NCBI's taxonomy places the organism in Eukaryota, Metazoa, Chordata, Actinopteri, Siluriformes, Bagridae.
UAUUUUAUCUCCAUUUAUUUCUUUUUUAUUUUUAGCGACACUUUCAUUACUACAAUUGAAAUUUGUAUUGGAAUGAAUAUAGUUAUAUAUGGUAAUUAUAAGAUUUUUUUGAAUUAUAAGAUGCUUUGGGGAUUCCAUCCAGUGCAACAAGAGCCCCCCUCCCUUAAUUCUAUUCUAUUGGCUGAGAUGCUCGGGAUUGGUCAGAUGAUGAUCAGCUGGUGUGUUUCCCUACUCGCUCACACUGGCACCUCGCCACCCCCUUUCGGCUAAAACCAAACCUCACAUAAAGUAAUGGCAAAACACACUUCGACUAUAAAACACAACAAAUCAUAACACACGCACAAUAACGGUGGCCACCCAAUGAGUUCCUACUUCGUCAACACAACUUUUCCCGUGUCUCUAGGCGGGGGACAGGAUUCUUUUCUGAAUCAAAUACCGUUAUAUUCUUCUGGAUAUACCGACACUUUGAGACAUUAUCCGAGCGCCACGUUCGGGGCGAGCAAUGUCCAGGAUAAGGUAUACUCCAACUCAUACUACCAACAAGCUAGCGGAGUAUUCGGGAGAAGUGGUUCAGGCGCUGCUUGCGAUUACGCUGCGUCCAGCAUAUACAGAGAGACGGAGCGCACAUCGUGUCCUCUCGGAGCCUUGGAGGAGUCUCUGGCUCUCACACAGGGGCAUAGCAAAACGGAAGGCUCAGAGCACACUUCAGACACUUAUUCCUACAGCGAAAACAAGCCCUGUGCCCCCGUUUACCCAUGGAUGCAGAGGAUGAACUCGUGUAACGGCAUUCCUGGCACCACUGGCCGCAGGGGUCGUCAGACAUACACUCGAUUUCAGACUCUUGAGUUGGAAAAAGAGUUCCAUUUUAAUAGAUAUUUGACCAGAAGGCGCAGGAUUGAAAUUUCGCAUGCUCUGUGUCUAACAGAACGACAGAUUAAGAUCUGGUUCCAGAAUCGGAGAAUGAAGUGGAAGAAGGAGAAUAAAGUAAUGAACUCUGAAAAGACCAGCGAAGAGGAGGAUGGUGGAAAGACGGGAUAAAUGAUCUCGAUAUAAGCACUGUGUUGUAAAUAAUAAACAAGUCCAAUAUUUUUACCCACAAUACAUAGGCUAUAGUAUUUUCGUGUAGAUGUACGAAUUUAACCUAACAAAACGGUUAUUCAUUUAAGGCUUCGUUGAAGUGGAAAAGCUAAAAACCCUUCUCAGGGUUGUAAAACAUUCAUCUUUCUAAUUUCUUUAAUUUUCCUCCCACUGUGUACUAUUUUCCGCCAUUAGAGCAAUGUUAUUACCUGGCACAAGAUGAAUGGCUGAAUUUUAAGACUCUUGCUUCCACGACGUAGAACAGGCUUAUAUUGAAGGCUAAGGGGGACAGUUUUACUGCUGACAUAUUGGACAUUCGUGUGUUUAAACGUUCUCGUGUGUAAUUUAUUUUGUUCGUUACGUUUGUGUAUGUGGAUGCACUGAUAAAAAUAGUGAACUUUGUUAGCAAUGCCAUUUUGCCAAUAAAAUAUGUUUAACCAA